GAGCUAGUUAGUGACGGACAAACGCCGGCCAUAUUUCCGCUAAUAACAAUCCUAGCUAACCUACCAUAAGGGUUGUUUUUACUCAGGUGCACUUUGGAAACCGUCAUGGAGAACUGUGACGAAACGAACACAUUUAAUUUAAUGAUAAGUAUUCAGUAGUUGUUAGUAAUAAAAGUGAAACAGAAAAAAAAUAAUAAUCACGAUAAAGCCAGCUUAGUGAUGACUUGCGCGAUAGCCACUUUAGCAUGUAGCCUGCCUAAGGUUUGGAGUCGAUUCUCGCUAACGUGUCUUAAUAAUAAUUAGAGAUUUCUCAUUCGAUUUACAGAUGAAUAUAGAAAAAUAAACUUUCUACGGAAAGUGCAAUCAUGUUUCUAGCGAUCAUUUCCUGACUGGGAAACUUUUACAAAAUAUUUUCCACGCCAUUCACUUUAGGCUUACAAGAUGAAGAUGUUCUCAGUAGCCCACAAGACUGUCUUUGUGGUGGACCACUGUCCCUACAUGGCUGAGUCCAGUCGUCAACAGGUUGAGUGUGAUGUGCUGACCAAAAGCCGAGGCCAGGGAGUCAUCCCUCUGGCUCCCGUGUCCAAGUCCCUGUGGACGUGUGCUGUGGAGUGCUCCAUGGAAUAUUGCCGCAUCCUCUAUGACAUUUACCCGCUGGACAAAUUGAUUAACUACAUUGUGAGUGACUCUGAGUUCCACCUCUUGAAUAGCUGGAAACGUGAUUGCCAGAGCACUCAUGAGCUCAUGUCAUCUCUGGCCGCGGUGGGGCCCCCCAACCCGUGCGAGGACCCCGAGUGCUGCAGCAUCCUGCACGGGCUGGUAGCGGCGGUGGAGUCGCUGUGCAAGAUCACCGAACUUCAGCACGAGAAGCGCAUCGCCCUCAUGGACAUGGCUGAGCGAGUAGCCAAUCGGGGUCGGAUUAUCUGUCUGACAAAUGCCAAAAGUGACACUCAUGUGCGCAUGUUGGAAGAUUGCAUUCAGGAGACCAUUUUGGAGCAAAACAAGCUGGCAGCAGGGUCCGACAGAUUGAUGGCCAUCCAGCAAUGCGAGCUGGUCCUCAUUCACAUCUACCCCCAGGGCGACGACACACUGGUGUCUGACCGGCCCAAAAAGGAGGUGUCGCCUCUGCUAACCAGCGAGGUUCACAGCGUCCGCGCGGGGAGGCACUUGGCCACCAAGCUGAACAUCCUGGUGCAGCAGCACUUUGACUUGGCCUCCACCACCAUCACGAACAUCCCCAUGAAGGAAGAGCAGCACGCCAACACGUCGGCCAAUUACGACGUGGAGCUGCUGCAUCACAAGGACGCCCACAUGGAGUUUAUUAAAAGCGGGGACUUGCAUAUGGCCGGCACCAGCACGCGGGAGAACGGACUUAAAGAAACGGUCACGCUGAAAUGGUGCACGCCGAGAACCAUUUCCGUCGAGUUGCACUACUGCACAGGAGCGUAUCGCAUAUCGCCCACGGACGUCAACAGUCGUCCUUCGUCGUGUUUGACCAACUUUCUCCUCAACGGUCGAUCGGUGCUACUGGAGCAGCCGAGGAAAUCGGGCUCCAAGAUCAUCAGCCACAUGCUCAGCAGCCACGGGGGCGAGAUCUUCCUACACGUGCUCAACAGCACUCGCUCCACGCUGGAGGACCCGCCUUCCAUCAGCGAGGGCUGCGGCGGGCGCGUGACGGACUAUCGCAUCACCGACUUUGGCGAGUUCAUGAAGGAAAACCGCCUCACUCCCGUUUCGGAGGCUUAUCAUCCGGCAGGGAAGCUGCCGGCGGAGCAGGCCAAAGCGCAACUUGAACGCCACACACGCUACUGGCCCAUGAUCAUCUCCCAGACCACCAUUUUCAACAUGCAGGCAGUCGUUCCUCUAGCCAGCCUGAUCGUAAAGGAGGCUCUGACCGAGGACGACGUCCUCACCUGCCAGAAGACCGUCUACAACCUGGUGGACAUGGAAAGGAAGAACGACCCUCUUCCCAUCUCCACCGUGGGUUCCAGAGGCAAAGGCCCCAAGAGAGACGAGCAGUAUCGCAUCAUGUGGAACGAGCUGGAGACUUUGGUGAAAACCCACGCCGGGGCCACCGACAGGCACCAGAGGGUCCUGGACUGCAUCGUCGCCUGCCGUAGCAAACCUCCCGAGGAGGAGGAGAGAAAGAAGCGAGGCAGGAAAAGGGAGGACAGGGAAGACCGGGCAGACAAAAACGGGGGGAAGGACGUGGAGGACAAAAGCUGGAAAGACGCCGAGAGGCGAGUCAUUGACAUGGCCAAAAGUGUGCCGGAUAAAGGGGACCAGGAGUCUGAAGUCAUCAAGGACUCACCGGACUCCCCAGAGCCCCUCAUCAAGAAACCCCGUCUGGCCACUGACGAGGUUGAGUCACCAGAGGGCGCCAAAGGUCCCGUCUCACUCCUCUCUCUGUGGACCAAUCGGAUCACCGCCAAGUCCAGGAAGCGGCGGGAGUUUCUCGGCAGAGCGCGCUCGGUCAACAGCAAGUUUGAGCUGUACCAGCACCUCAAAGAUGAAAACGGGAUGGAUGUUCAUGAAAAUGGCAAGGCCUCCAGAUGAUGCUUUUCCAGCAAGCAGGGGCGCCGCCGUGUGUUUUAAACUUGUCAGUCACGCCCUCAAAGGACGCGCCAAUGAAACGUUGUAUUUCCAAUUUUUUUUUAACCAUUUUUGUAAAUAUAAUCCUCAUGUAUUGUACAUUGCAAUAAAAGCAGACACUAGAGAACGCUG
Hippocampus zosterae (dwarf seahorse) is the source of this 2724-nucleotide messenger RNA. RefSeq names its product integrator complex subunit 13 (gene ints13). The transcript has 17 exons. Gene Ontology annotation, cellular component: integrator complex. Gene Ontology annotation, biological process: regulation of mitotic cell cycle; centrosome localization. Lineage: Eukaryota; Metazoa; Chordata; Actinopteri; Syngnathiformes; Syngnathidae. Bases 442 to 2556 code for a protein of 704 amino acids. The record is from RefSeq and is a predicted model, not a curated record.